AAUCAACCCAGUCCCAGGGUUUAGGGCUUGGUUUCUAUUGCGCGGGAAAGAGAAAAGCGGUGACACGAGAAAAGCAGCGACAGAGGAGGGAGAAAAAUCCUUCUGCGUUUCGUUCGAUCGUGGGGGUUCCGUUUUCUGUAGGAGCGAUGUACUCGAGCCAGUAUGACGGCAACGCCCUCUUCUCCGGCGGUGGAUUCAUGCCGUCCCAGUCGACGGCGACGAUCACCGAUUCCGGUUUGUCCACCUUCAAGAAGCGAGGAAACGGCGGAGUCAUUCCGUUGACCGUGAAACAGAUAAGCCAGGCCGUGCAGAACCUGUCCGAUGAUAAUUCAAAUAUUGUGGUGGACGGGUGCGAGGUUAAUAAUGUGACAUUGGUUGGAAUGGUGUUGAACAAACUUGAAAAGGUUACUGAUGUUCAAUUUGUCCUAGAUGAUGGGACUGGAAGAAUAGAUGUUACCCGAUGGGUAAAUGAUGCAUGGGAAUCAAAUGAAAUGGCUUUGGUUGAGAAUGGCUGUUAUGUUCGUGUUCAUGGGCAUUUGAAGACGUUCCAAGGAAAAAGGCUUAUCAACUCUUUCUGUGUAAGGCCAAUAACUGAUUUUGAUGAACUCACUUGCCACUAUGUUGAUUGUAUUGCUGUUCAUGUGGACAAUGUCAAACGACAGUCUGGAGGUGCACAGAUGCAGCCUAGUUCAACGCCCUCGGUCUUUCAGAAUGGUUCCAUGGGACAUCAGCCUGUCGCUAAUCAAUAUUCUUCACGUGCAUCGACAAUUGGAUCUGGAUCAGAACAGGAUAUCAACACUCGAGUCCAGAAGAUAUUCGAGGAACCUGCUAGCUUAGCUAUAGAGCAAGGAUUGCAUGUGGAUGAAGUUGUCAGGCGACUAGGGUUGCCCAAGAAGCGUGUCCUUGAAGCGAUUGAUUUUUUGGCAAGCGAAGGAUUUAUCUAUUCAACUAUUGAUGAUGACCAUUACAAAUCAACCACUAAUGGCUAGGAUGCUGAAGUCUUUUGGACAUUGUUGGGGUAUUGUAAAAUAUAACUACUUUAUUUUCAUUCAAGUUCCUUACACUGAUUUGAUGCUAUAUUGGGCCUUAUAGAAUUGGGCAUGAGCUUUUGAGCAUACAACUUGUUGAAGAGUUUUGCAGCUUUUCCUAUUUUGUAUAUUUAUUUUUCAACCUAAGUUGGUGGGAACUAAGCUGGGUAAUAUAGAUUGCUUCGGUAUAUGGGCUAGGAUGGAAGCUCUCUUUGGGAUUGUCAAGCUUGGAGAACAAGCCUACAGACUUGAACUAAUGGAAUGUUAAUGCGGUA
Messenger RNA from Nymphaea colorata (pocket water lily), 1303 nucleotides. Its product is annotated as replication protein A 32 kDa subunit A. The transcript has 10 exons. Bases 147 to 989 code for a protein of 280 amino acids. Gene Ontology annotation, molecular function: DNA binding. The record is from RefSeq and is a predicted model, not a curated record. Gene Ontology annotation, biological process: DNA replication; double-strand break repair via homologous recombination; nucleotide-excision repair. Gene Ontology annotation, cellular component: nucleus; DNA replication factor A complex; chromosome, telomeric region. NCBI's taxonomy places the organism in Eukaryota, Viridiplantae, Streptophyta, Magnoliopsida, Nymphaeales, Nymphaeaceae.